This is a messenger RNA of Folsomia candida, 766 nucleotides long. RefSeq lists its product as uncharacterized. NCBI's taxonomy places the organism in Eukaryota, Metazoa, Arthropoda, Collembola, Entomobryomorpha, Isotomidae. The record is from RefSeq and is a predicted model, not a curated record. The coding region runs from base 1 to 654 and encodes 217 amino acids. The transcript has 3 exons.
AUGAAUAAAUUGGUGGCAAAUAAUAGUAUUCAGCUCUCCAAUAAUGAAACAGUGAAUGGAGACUACUUAAUUGACGCGGCCAUUAAUUGGACAUCGUAUUUCGAUGAUCCGAUAAAUUUGGACUUACUAUUGCAAGAAAGCAGAGUUGAUUUCAGCGUUCUUGUCCCCUAUUUAGUGGAAAAGAUUGGAGAUCCAAUCGCCAUCUCGAUUUCAUACGUUUGCAUUCAACAUAAAAUUGAGGAGAUACGAUUUCUCAGGGCAAUACAGGAGAAAUUUCCACAUUUUAAGAAACUUGUGAACAAUCUGGUUCCGGAUGACGUAAUGAUUUCGAUAAAUCGUCUUAUCCUCGUAUUUCAACUGACACUUGGGAACAAUGUAAUUAAUUUAGUUUCUGUAUCAAUUAUUACGUUAACUUUUAUAUUUCUCUGGGAAACGCAUAGUUUCCACGGACAUAUUCAAUUCGUGUACGUCAUACUGGAGCUAAUACUUCGGAUUGGAAAAGUUAUCGAGUACUAUAAUAUUGUGGAGAACAAUGGAGAAAUUGAUCUAUUUUAUGGAGAAACUUAUUUAAUGAUCUGCCCAAUUACAAAAAUUUUGGAGGAUUUCAUGAUUUUCGCGAGAUUAUUUUGUUUGACGAUUAUCGUAUUUAUUUGAUUUAUGGAAAACUUUUGGGUAUUAGUAGAUUAAUGAUUGCUCAUAAGUCGAUUAUUUUAUUCAGAAUUAUGUUGCACGUUUUUAUUUGCAACUUAGGAGGAGAGUACGCCAA